CCACACAAUACGCGCGGUGUCCACACUCCUCGGGCUCCGGUUCUUCUCAAGCCAUGUCAAAAAGUCUCCGGUCCGGGGAUCAUUCCCUCGCUACAGGCAGCGGAGACCCCGUUACAUACGUGCUGCCAAACCUGAGCCGGACACGAGCAGCGCUACGAGAGCUGGAGACGACACUGCUGUGCUCCAAAUGUAUAUCCAUCUUGAAGGAACCGGUUUGCUUGGGUGGUUGUGAGCAUAUAUUUUGUAGGGCUUGUGUCGAAGAGAACAUUGGCUGUGAGUGCCCCAUAUGUCACACUCCAUCCUGGGUACGAGACGUGCAAAUAAACAGACAGCUGGAAAACAUUAUCCAACUUUGUGGCAAACUCAGUAAAUUGCUGGAUGUCAAGGAGCCAGAUGAAAACAAAAAGGAAUUAUGUGAAGAUACCUCCUUCAAACUAAAUGCUAUUCAAGGAGAUGAGUGCAAGAAAAAACAGAUAAAGAUGAGGUUCAGUGCUAGGAGUGGGAAGAUAAGUUGUGUUUUGGAGCGAGAGAGAAACCAGCAACAGGUUCCAUUUAACUCUGAACAUUCUCCACACUUAUCAUCAUAUGAUUUUGUAUCCUCAUCACCUACUACAGAGCCUAUAAAAAAGAAAUGUGCUGCAAAGCCAAGGAAGAUGAAAAAGAGGAAACUUGAAGACAUCAACCAGGAAUGGGGUUUUGGACAGAAUAAUCAAGACAGUGACUCGUUGAAAGAGUGCAAUAACUCUAGUAAAACUGUGUCAUUUUCUACACCACCAGACUUCCUUCAGAGUCCUGAUGUUGAGCAAGAAGUUGGUUUUAAGUGUGGUACCCUAAAACAAAGCGUUCUUGAAGACAAUGAUUGUGAAUUGGAAGAGACUGUGCUAGGCCAAUCUAAAAAUCAAAACCCUUCAGAAUCAAACUGUGUAGAUUUGGAUGAAGUUUCUUUUGAAAGCCCCAAAAGGCAGCCCAGAAUAACUUCUGGCAAAUGUAUGGGUCAGCAGACUGUCUCGCCAAUAGUCUCAGCCUCAAAGCGUUCUAGAAAAGAAAAAAAUUGUGAUCUGAAAAACAAAGAAACCAUACAGUCCAUUAUGCCGUCUGCAAGUUCUAUCAUAGAAAUAGGUGCUUGUAACGCUACUGGAAUUUCAGAAGAGAAUGUUCAGAACCCUGGUAAUACUAAAUCACUCUGCAAAUCCCCUUCUCCUUCUGUGGCUUCUGCCUACAUCAAAGGUGUUGCCAAGAUAGGUCAAACUGAUUCUCUUAGAGUGUCCACAAAUAAAUUUACAAAUUUACAAAACGUUCAGGAAGAAAAUGAGUGUGAAUUGGAAGAGACUGUGCUAGACCAAUCCAAAAAUCAAAACCGUUCAGCAUUAAAUUUUUUAGACAUGGAUGAAGUUUCUUUUGAAAGCUCAAAAAAGCAGACCAAAAUAACUCCUGGCAAAUGUACGGAUCAGCAGACUGUCUCGCCAAUAAUCUCAGCCUCAAAACGUUCAAGAAAAGGAAAAACGAAUGACCUGAAAAACAAAGAAACCUUACAGUCUGUUACGCCAGCUGUGGGUUCUAGCAUAGGAUUAGAUACUUGUGACACUGCCGAACCUUCAAAAGAGAAUAAUCAUAGCAUUGGUAAUGCUAAAUCACUCUACAAAUCCCCUUCUAUUGUUCCUGAUGGUACCAAAGGUGUUGCCAAGACAGGUAAAACUGAUUCUCUUAGAGUGUCCCCAAAUAAAUUUCCACAUUUACAAAACAUCCCAGAAAAAAAUGAGUGUGAAAUGGAAGAGACUGUGCUAGAUCAAUCCAAAAAUCAAAACCCUUCAGAAUCAAAUUGUGUAAACAUGGAGGAAGUUUCUUUUGAAGGCCAAAAAAGGCAGCCCAGAAUAACUGCUGGCAAAUGUAAGGGUCAGCAGACUGUCUCACCAAUAGUCUCAGCCUCAAAGCGUUCUAGAAAAGAAAAAAAUUGUGAUCUGAAAAACAAAGAAACCAUACAGUCCAUUAUGCCAUCUGCAAGUUCUAUCAUAGAAAUAGGUGCUUGUAACGCUACUGGAAUUUCAGAAGAGAAUGUUCAGAACCCUGGUAAUACUAAAUCACUCUGCAAAUCCCCUUCUCCUUCUGUGGCUUCUGCCUACAUCAAAGGUGUUGCCAAGAUAGGUCAAACUGAUUCUCUUAGAGUGUCCACAAAUAAAUUUACAAAUUUACAAAACGUUCAGGAAGAAAAUGAGUAUGAAUUGGAAGAGACUGUGCUAGACCAAUUCAAAAAUCAAAACCGUUCAGCAUUAAAUUUUUUAGACAUGGAUGAAGUUUCUUUUGAAAGCUCAAAAAAGCAGACCAAAAUAACUCCUGGCAAAUGUACGGAUCAGCAGACUGUCUCGCCAAUAAUCUCAGCCUCAAAACGUUCAAGAAAAGGAAAAACGAAUGACCUGAAAAACAAAGAAACCUUACAGUCUGUUACGCCAGCUGUGGGUUCUAGCAUAGGAUUAGAUACUUGUGACACUGCCGAACCUUCAAAAGAGAAUAAUCAUAGCAUUGGUAAUGCUAAAUCACUCUACAAAUCCCCUUCUAUUGUUCCUGAUGGUACCAAAGGUGUUGCCAAGACAGGUAAAACUGAUUCUCUUAGAGUGUCCCCAAAUAAAUUUCCACAUUUACAAAACAUCCCAGAAAAAAAUGAGUGUGAAAUGGAAGAGACUGUGCUAGAUCAAUCCAAAAAUCAAAACCCUUCAGAAUCAAAUUGUGUAAACAUGGAGGAAGUUUCUUUUGAAGGCCAAAAAGGGCAGCCCAUAAUAACUGCUGGCAAAUGUAAGGGUCAGCAGACUGUCUCACCAAUAGUCUCAUCCUCAAAAUGCUCCAGAAAAGGAAAAGCUAGUGACUUGAAAAGGAAAGACACCAUACAGUCCGUUACGCCAGUUGUGAGUUCUAGAAAAGUAUUAGGUGCUUGUGACACUACUGAACUUUCAAAAGAGAAUGGACACCGCUCUGGUAAUACUAAAUCACUCUACAAAUCCCCUUCUAUUGUUUCUGAUGGUAUCAAAGGUGUUGCCAAGACAGGUCAAACUGAUUCUCUUAGAGUGUUCCCAAAUAGAUUUCUACAUUUACAAAACCUCUUUGAAGAAAAUGAGUGUGAAUUGGAAGAGACUCUACUAGACCAAUUCAAAAAUCAAAACCCUUCAGCAUCAAAGAGUGUUGACGUGGAUGGAAUGUCUGUUGAAAGCCCAAAAAGGCAGCCCAAAAUAACUUCUGGCAAAUGUAAGGGUCAGCAGACUGUCUCGCCAAUAGUCUCAGCCUCAAAGCGUUCUAGAAAAGGAAAAACGAAUGACCUGAAAAACAAAGAAACCAUACAGUCUGUUACACCAGCUGGGAGUUCUAGCAUAGCAUUAGAUGCUUAUGACACUACUGGACUUUCAAAAGCGAAUGAACAGAGCCCUGGUAAUACUAAAUCACUCUAUAAAUCCCCUUCUUUUGUUACUGCUUGUUCCAAAGAUGUUGCCAAGACAGCUAAAACUGAUUUUGUUAGAGUGUCCCCAAAUAGAUUUCCAAACGCAAAGCGAAACCACAGAGGCGAAACAAUGCUGCAUUUGGCUUCCAUAAAGGGUGAUUUGCAAGAAGUGGGGGUACUUCUUAAAAAUGGAGCCAACCCAAAUGUAAAGGAUAAUGCCGGCUGGACACCUUUGCAUGAAGCUUGCAACCAUGGACACACAAAAGUUGUGGAGUUACUUCUGAAGCAUCAUGUUCUGGUGAAUACAGCAGGUUAUCAGAAUGACACACCCCUUCAUGAUGCAUCUAAGAAUGGCCACUUAGCCAUUGUUCAGCUUCUCCUCAGCCAUGGAUCAUCACCAGAUGCUGUUAAUAUAUUCGGUCUGCGGCCUGUAGACUACGCAGAAACAGAGGAGAUCAAGUCCGCUUUUCUUGAAAAACGAACAAAUAAAGAACCACAAGUAACACACCCAUGUACUGUUCUAAGUCCUCGUCAACAUCAGGAAGAACCUAUUGUACUGGUUGCUAGUGGCCUAACUACUGCUCAACGUACUGAUCUCUCCAAGCUUGCAGCACAAUUAAAGGCGGAAAUAUGUUCUGAAUUUAACAAAGCAGUUACUCAUGUCAUUGUCAAUGAUGAGCCAAUGCUACGUACCAUGAAAUGCAUGAUGGGUACACUGGUCGGAUGCUGGAUUUUAACAUUUUCCUGGGUGAAAGCUUCUCUUACAUCUCAAGGCCGAGAACCUGAAAACAAGUAUGAAGUGCACGGUGGACCUCAUAGAGCCAGGUUGAACAGAGAACAGCUGCUGCCAAAGUUGCUGGAUGGAUGUUACUUUUACUUCCUUGGCUGCUUCAAAGAACAUCGUAAGGAGGACAUGAUGGAGUUAGUGAAGGUCGCUGGAGGCCAGAUUCUUAAUCGGCAGCCAAAGCCAGAUAGUGACGUUACGCAGAGCAUUAACACAGUAGCUUACCAUGCGGAAGUGGACUCUGACCAGAGGUUCUGCACCCAAUACAUUCUCUAUGACAAAACAUCUAAAUACUGUCCAUCUACUGUUCGUCAGGGCAAAGUCUGGUUUGUCCAAUCCGACUGGCUCAUUAAUUGUAUUACCAGCUUCCAACUGCUACCUGUGCUACAAUGAGAAUGAGUUUUAAAAAAAUAUUUCCAAAUGGAACCACGACCAAGCUGUAUUCCCUUAAAGUGAAAAUGCACACAUUUAUUUUGCUGUGUGUUUAAUUUAGCAAUAUAUCUGCUGUACGCAGGACAUUUUAGAAUACUGAUUUCUUGAAAUCUGACGAUAAGCAUAAAGCUCAAACUGCCAUAAUUAUCCCUUAGAAAUAAGCUUGCAUAGGUUUAUCAAUACUAAUUUGUUGCACGCAGAUUUUAAUUCUUAAAGCAUUCUUAAAGCAUUUAAAUAUAUAUAAUUGUUUUUUUAUUGGGGGAGAGAGUUUAUUUUAAGUGGACUUAAAAGUAAAUAUUAGAACUUAAUAUGUAUAUUGUACGAACUAUGCUAUAAAUAGACGGAUAAAUUGUAAAGUUUGGUUCUCUAUCUCUACUGUGCGCCAAGUGCUCACAGAUUCAAACAUGGCUGCCAAACUUGCUGUUUUAUAUAUUUUAUAUGUU
Molecule: messenger RNA, 5083 nt
Organism: Pelobates fuscus (common spadefoot toad)
Lineage: Eukaryota; Metazoa; Chordata; Amphibia; Anura; Pelobatidae
Gene: BARD1
Product: BRCA1 associated RING domain 1
Exons: 11
Coding region: 54-4601 (1515 amino acids)
Biological process (GO): protein K6-linked ubiquitination
Cellular component (GO): BRCA1-A complex; BRCA1-BARD1 complex
Molecular function (GO): protein binding; ubiquitin-protein transferase activity
Source: RefSeq, a predicted model, not a curated record